Fusarium odoratissimum NRRL 54006 is the source of this 3614-nucleotide messenger RNA. RefSeq lists its product as uncharacterized. Bases 1820 to 3439 code for a protein of 539 amino acids. Gene Ontology annotation, molecular function: RNA polymerase II cis-regulatory region sequence-specific DNA binding; DNA-binding transcription factor activity, RNA polymerase II-specific. Gene Ontology annotation, biological process: regulation of transcription by RNA polymerase II. Gene Ontology annotation, cellular component: nucleus. NCBI's taxonomy places the organism in Eukaryota, Fungi, Ascomycota, Sordariomycetes, Hypocreales, Nectriaceae. The record is from RefSeq and is a predicted model, not a curated record. The transcript has 3 exons.
GAGUCGCUCAUAUCUCACCCGGAAUUGUACUUUGCCAAAUACAAUACUUCCGGUCCUAUUACUUUAUUUCAUCACAGCGACUCUUCCCUCCUCUAUUUCCCCAUCAUCCCCCCGCCACUUUCAUCUUCAUUUGCGCUUCUGCAUCCAUCCUCCUUUGCCUCCUGCCUUCUUCUAAGGCAACCCAUAGAUCUCAGUGCCUACCUACCCAUGGCUCAUACUACUUUGGUAGUGACACCCUGACGCGAAGCACAACACGACACGACAUAUACCUAUAGGUAGUCGACUAUCACUAGUGUAGCUACCAACCAACUCGCUCAACCACUUGGGGAUCUCUUUGGCUUCGACCUGUCUCCUUCAGACUCGGUGUUGACUUGACACAGACCUCACGCUAGUAUCUGUCAUCAGUCGUCCGACCUGGAUCCCUUGUUGGACCCUGGACUCAACGCUUGUUUGCGCUGGACCCUGCUAUUGACCUCAGCCUAAUGUAUGCUUUUUGAUUCCUUUGAUUCUUCUGGUUGCUGUAUUUCUACCCUGUGCCCUACCCAGUUCGAUCGCCAGUGUUGGGUCGAGAACCUUGUUGUCCCCUCCAAAGUCGAAUGACCUUUAGCCCUCCAGUCUAUCGACUCGAUCAGAACAUGAUGCACUGCUACAAUAUAACGGCUAACUCGAGGCCCUAGCCGCUCUUGAAUCGCUGUGGCGUCUUUUGUUCAUCUACUCGAUCAUCCCUGGGCUCUCCAUUAUUGCCACUAUCGGUGUUGCUCUGAUAUACAGUACGGCUCGACAUUAUCUAUAUUUAUCGUAUCCGUUCACUCUGAUAGCAAUAUCGGCACUGAGCCCUCACAAUGGACUCCUUUAGCUCUCCACAGGACCAGCGAGGCGGCGCCAAUGUAUCCCCACAGGCGGCUCAACAGCAGAGUUCGAACCUGGCUGCUCUGGGUCAGCAGAGACAUCAGACCACGAACCCGUUUUGGCAAAACUGGGCUGGAGAUGAUCCCUGGAAUCCUCUUGCCUUCGGUGCGCCUAAUGAUGGCCAGACCCGUUCGCAACUUAUUGGAUCUGCCAACUUUCAAACGUCAUAUCAAGACUAUCGGAGCAAACCACUCUUGUCAGAAUGUGAUACCAACCCAGAGGAUUCGGCUUACGGAAGCCGCUUGACUCAUAGCAUUGGUAACCCUUCUGCCUAUGGCGAAGAUAUGGACCCUGAUGUCCAAAAUUUGGAACCUCAAAAUGCGGAUGCGCAGCUUGUCAACAGAAACUUAGAAACCCUUCAACUGCAGUGUCAACCAGCCACCAACGAUGCUCACUUAUAUCAAGACCAAUGGGUCCGACCUCAUCCUCCCGCAAGCGUUGCAACGGCCCCGGUUGGUGGAGAACGACGUUGGAUUUGUGGUGAAUGCCAGAAACGAUGCCGUACACGUUCCGAGCUAAGAAAACACGAAUUAAAACAUUCUCUUCCUUGGCACUGUGACGUUACAGGCUGCUCGCGUGAGAAAGGCUUCACUUCUAAGAACGAUCUUGACAGACAUAAGAGAACUGUACAUAGCGACCGCACUGUUUCUGGUCGCACCUUUGUGUGUAAUAUUGGCAAUUGUGCGAAGAAAAGUAAAGUCUGGCCAAGGGCAGACAACUUCCGGUCACAUUUGCAGAGAAUUCAUGCAAAGACAUAUUCAGCCAAUGACGACCUGUCUGAAUAUGUGCAUCGGUAUGCCUUUUCUCGCCCUUCCUUUUUAGCCUCAUACUUUACCCUGGUACCCAGAGUUAGCUAAUAAACUACAGUCCAGUUCCGUCACAAGAUCUCGAGGGCGUGGGAGGGAGUGCUAUGGCAUAUCUCCAGGCACAAGAACAGUUACCUGGUUUGGCCCAUCCCUCAACAAUUCUGUCCUUCCGUGUGUCGUAUGGUGAACGACGGGCUUCACAACCCCAAUCCGGUGCCAAUAAUCUUCCUCGAGGACCAUCCUCUUUAUCUUUUGAUCGAGAUGCAUCAAGCCUUGCAACAGUACGAGAAGGUGACGAGAACUUCAUUCACCCUGGCAUUAUCCAUGGACGCAGUGCUCUGCCAACGAAUCAAUGGCCGGUAUCCGCUUCCGAGGAGGAUGCGCCGGGUGACGAUGUCACCGCUUCUGAAGCUGAAGAGCCGGACGAUGUUGCACUAGAAACUAUGGACGGCGUGCAGCAAGGUGAAAGGACGACUACAGACGUCUCUCGCAAUAGUGGAGACUCAGGAAGCCAACAGGCUGAUGUCAGAAUGGUUGACGCUGACGAAGCCCAACGAACUCCUAAAGCAAUUCCCCUACACGAAAAAGAAAGUGAAAACCCCUCCGAUGUGAGCCCAGAAUCAGCAUACGAUGACCUUCUUGAUAAAAUACCCAAAGAACUUAUCGCAAGCUAUCUGAAGAAGCGGUUCGCAGGUCUCGGAGAGGAGGCUUCAAAACUAGAUACAGUGAGCAGCAAGAGCCAAACACACCCUCACAAAUGUCAGGAUUGUGACAAAGUAUUUCCUCGUCUGUGCGAGCUGAAGAAGCACCAGAAGAGGCAUUCAAAGCCAUACGGUUGCACCUUUGCCGAUUGUAAAAAGACAUUUGGAAGCAAGAACGAUUGGAAGAGACAUGAAAGCAUUCAGCAUUACCAGCUUGAGACAUGGAUAUGCGAUUGUGCCAAGUCUGAUUCUGCUGAAUCUUGUGGCAAGGUUUGCUACCGCCGUGAGAGCUUCCGGAACCAUCUUUCGAAGGAGCAUGAGAUUACAGAUACUAGCAAGCUCGAAGAGAAAGUUGAAGGUUGUCGAAAGGGUCGUCACUGCGAUGCUCACUUUUGGUGCGGCUUCUGUCAGGAAACUGUUGAGAUUAAAGAGACGGACAACACCUGGGCGAAACGUUGCGAUCACAUCGACGACCAUUUCUCUGGUCGUCGUGUACCCAAGAAAGACAUCAGCGAGUGGAUACAUGAGAAGGAUCACAGGAUUGUCCCCUCGGCCCCCCAGGUAGAUGAGUCUGGAUCCUCAUCUGGAUCAUCCCCAUCUGACCCGAUAUCUCCUCAGAGCACUGUUUCAACAGAAAACAGUGGUGAAGAUCGCCGAGGUCGAAAGAAGGAUAUGUAUAUGUGGACAUGUGUGAGUAGAGCUCCGGCCCAAAUGCCAAUCACAACUAAACUGACUCACUCAAACAGUGUAAUUGUGCUGUUGAAAACAGUUUCAGCAACAACACGUUGUGUUGCGAGUGCAACCAACGUUCGUGCAAGAAUUGUACUUGGCACGCAAUUCCAUCUACAAGCGACAGUUAGCUUAUUAUGUUCAGUGCGUCAAUGUUAUAUUACAAUCGGCGGAUAUUCCCUUUUCUGUUUUUAUGAUGCGAAUGAGAUACCCCCGUCAUGUGGUAGGUUUGAAUAUUUACAAUUUACAAAAGUCAGAGGGUCGUUUUUGCCUGGGAAGCACUUGUAUUUAUAAUAUAAUAAAUUUGAUCUUAUCGUUGCCUUUUGUAGCUUCCAACAAGGCUAGGAUGUGCAGAAAUCAAGAGCAUGUUGAUGCUUCAAUGCGCCCCCCCAGUCAUAGCAAUGCUGUAGGCCCGACGGCGGUUAGGGCAAUUAUAAGCUGUUGGGCAACUUUACUCCUGAUAUAUCAC